Messenger RNA from Anopheles cruzii, 2981 nucleotides. RefSeq names its product KAT8 regulatory NSL complex subunit 3 (gene Rcd1). Bases 1 to 2892 code for a protein of 963 amino acids. NCBI's taxonomy places the organism in Eukaryota, Metazoa, Arthropoda, Insecta, Diptera, Culicidae. Gene Ontology annotation, biological process: positive regulation of transcription by RNA polymerase II. The transcript has 3 exons. Gene Ontology annotation, cellular component: NSL complex. The record is from RefSeq and is a predicted model, not a curated record.
AUGGAGCACAGUUACAUGCGCGAGUUCCGGGUCCCGGAGAGCAACCAAACGUCGACAACGCGGGCUCUGAUGAUCCACCGGCCACCACAGUGCCCGUCGUGUCACGUCCAUUCGCAAGAUGAGCGUAUCGAUCUGGAAGAAUCGUACAAUCCACCGAUACCGUCGUAUAAUGAGGAAAACGCCAGAAAAGCGAUGCAAGAGAGUGAAAACAUUAUCAACGUGACCCGAAAGUCCGUCACCGACGAAGAUGAUUGGGAGGAAAAGGUGAACAAGUUUGGAUGGUCCGUGCAGCAGUUUAAGCUUUUCGAUCGCGUCGCACGCCUUCUCGAUAUGGACCGGCUGGCACGGUUGACCAACACGGACAAGCAACACGAACCGGUGCAUAGACGCACGGUGAUCGAUAAAUCGGUCAGCCGGUUGCGCCAGGCGCUUGCCAGUGUGUCGUGGGAAACCCGCUUAACGCAGUGGCUGCACAGUUUGCUGAUGGAAAACCUUCCCCCCAGCUAUUUGGCCAUCUACGUGGACCUUCUGCAAACGAUGCAGGCAAAGUUGCCCGAUUUGGCCAACAAGAUGGUCUUCUGUCACCCGCAGAACAACGUCGGCCAGGAGCUGCUGGGGCCCAUCCUAAAGAAACCCUGGGAACCGAUUGUGGCGAACAAAAACCGUAAACUUCCCGGCCAGCCGUACAUCAUCGUGGUUCCUUCGGCCCCGUAUUACGCACAACCUUCUGCUCGUAUGCAAAAGUGGUACAACUUGUUCUCUACCAUGGCAUCGGUUAUACCGAUUCCGGGGCCCACGGUCGAUGGUGCGACCUCGAAGCAAACGCUACAGUACCUGGCGGAAAAGAUGGUGGCGGACACUCGAGAAAAGAUACAAGAAAUACGCAAACCCGCUCCUAACCGGCCCAUCAUACUGGUGGGCUUCAAUGCAGGGGCGGCCCACGCCAUACAGAUUGGGCUGAUCGAGGCCGUUAGCGGAGUGGUUUGUUUGGGAUUCGCCUACAACACUUACAACGGAUCUCGCGGAGCUCCCUGCGAUCACAUUUGCGAAAUUACUUCACCGGUUCUGUUUGUCAUCGGUCAAAACUCUGCGCGUUCCAGCCAAGAAGAAAUCGAGAUGUUGCGGGAUCGAAUGGUCGCUCAAACGUCACUGGUGGUCGUUGGGUCGGCCGACGAAUGUUUGCGUGUGUCGAAAACGAAGCGCAAAAUCGAGGGCGUAACUCAGUCGAUGGUGGACAACAUGGUGGCUGAUGAGAUUGCCGAGUUUGCUACGAAUUGUUUGCUCAGUCCACCCAGCUCCAAACAGUGCGGGUGCGAUUCGGCGGCCGAACAGAAGGUGAACGGUCCCGUUUUAACGCUCAACACUGACCUGCGCAAGGACGACGAUACGGCGAAUCAACGCAAGCGGAAGACAGCGGCAGAUUCCAAGGGUGUCAGCAAGCAACCGAGAAAAACGGCCAGUCGAUCAUCGAAAGUCUCGGCGACGAAAGGGGCACGUUCAACAGUUGUACCACCACCGACCGCCCAAGAAGCGUUGGAUAUGGCCAUUCAGAGCAUUUUGCCGUCCACACCCGAGAAGCAAAUGAUCGGCGGCAGCAAAGUGAUAGAGCCGUUCAACCGGAACGCUCCACGAGCGGACCUGGCCACGGUGAACAGCAACAGCUCGAACCCUUCCGAGCAAGUAGUAAAGUACGAGGUACAAGAUUCGAGCGCGGCACAGGUCAUCUCGGGCGUUGCCAGCACCCCGAUUGUACUGCCGAUGCUAAAACGACCUCCGGCCACACUGAUCAGCAGCCCCCCCGAUGCAACUGGCAACGUGAAUGUAAAAUUGAUCGCAUCGAAUCAGCUCAUUCAGUUGAAACCGAAUGUUGGCACAACGCAAAAGUUCUACUCGUUGAAAUCUUCCACCAAACCGGUCGUCUCCGUAAUGUCCGCCACUCCUACCGUCAUCAGUGGCAGCCCUGACGAUCCUACUACAUUCAGCCCCAAAAAGUUUACCAUCAUACAUAAACCAGGCGAGACAGGUUCGGCUUCAGCGGUCAGCAGCAGCACCACCACCACCGAUGAAGCGAGUGAAUCCACCACGAGCGAUCUUACCGGAACGAACAUUUUCGAUCUACCGAUCGUGUUUGACGAUGGCUUUGUUGCAGACAGUGCACCGGCUGUGACGACGGCUGAAGGAAAUAAAACGUCACCCAGUAAAUUGGUGGUGUCUGCCGCAAGCGUCAGCGGAACAACGAAGCCGAUCAUACUGUCCGAUGCUAUUGUUACACCACCCAAAGCGCUCAGUGGCAAUCGUUUCGUGACACUGCAACCAUCCACGACUGCGGGUGUUGGCAAAACGAACAAGAUCGUGGUGAUCAAUAAGGGAACCAUGAAGGCAGUCGAUGGCAGCAUGAUUGUUCCGAUGGCGACUAAAAUUAACCUGUCCACCGCCAGCAGCACCACGGGAAUUCCCGGCACGUCUGGCAACGUUAUAUACACCAAGGUGCUCCUAACGAAACCGUUGACUACGACCGCCGGUACAAUAGGGACAACCAUUACCAACAAGAAUCUGGGACAGCUGCUGACGGCUGGCAAGGUGGGAAUUAUUAACAGUGUUGGUACAGCGGUCAAGCCAAGCACGUCGUUCGUCAUUAAUACCACGAAACCUAUGACCAAACUCGUUGGAGAAACGCAAAUUCGGUCGGUAGUUUCGGACACGGCUAGCACCAAAGUGCCGAUGAUUACUGGUAACAGGAUACUGAUCAAACCAAGCGUAACGCCCACAGGUGCUUCACCUGCGAGUCUCUUGGGGCGUAACAUAACAUUUAAGCGCGUAAAUAUUGUAUCUUCAACGACCGCAGAAGCACCGGCCACCAGUCCCCCGAAAGAAGCCUCAAAAGAGAAGUGAAUCUGGGAUGCGUUAAAUACUAUAAUUGGCUAUACAAAUCAAUGUAUCAAAUGUUGUAACAGAUGAUUGAAAUACGAACGAAUUAUCAC